UUUUCUUCUCACUUACCACAAAACUAUUUGAUCUCUCAGCAGCUUGCAAUAUGGAAAAUUAUAAUGAAAUCUAUUCAACCCGUGUUACUUCAUUCACUUCUGGUGCAUCUUUCCGGCCUUAUCUUGUUACUCUGAAAAGAAAGGUUGCUGCUGAGUUCAUUGGAACCUUUAUUAUCAUAUUCACUACCACUGCUACAGCCAUUUUCAACCACAACUCUAAGACCCUUAAGACCCUUAAUUGUGUUACAACCGCAGGUCUUACUGUUAUGGUUUUCAUAUUUGCCACAGGACAUAUAUCGAUGGUUACUUUUUCGUUUGUUGUGUUGAAGCACUUCCCAUGGAAACAUGUGCCUAUUUAUAUUGGUGCACAAGUUUUGACAUCAGUUUGUGCCGCAUUUGCUCUAAAAGGGGUUUAUCAUCCUUUCAUGAAUGGUGGAGUUACAGUUCCUUUAGGUGGAUAUGGUCAAUCUUUCGCUUUAGAAUUCAUUAUUACAUUCAAUCUAAUGUUUGAUGUCACUACAGUAGCCACCGACACCAAAAGCGUGCGAAAACUUGCAGGAAUUGCGCUAGGAGACACUGUGAUGCUCAAUAUACUUAUAACAGGGCCAGUAUCAGUAUCAGGGGGCUCAAUGAACCUAGUGAGAACACUAGGUCUUGCCAUCGCCACAAAUAAUUAUAAAGAUAUAUGGAUUUAUAUGAUAGCUCCCGUACUCGGAGCUUUAGCCAGUGCAUGUACCUAUACUGCAGUGAAACUGCCCAAAGAAUGUGAAAGCAAAAGCUUCAAUUAG
Molecule: messenger RNA, 788 nt
Organism: Vigna radiata var. radiata (mung bean)
Lineage: Eukaryota; Viridiplantae; Streptophyta; Magnoliopsida; Fabales; Fabaceae
Product: aquaporin NIP6-1-like
Exons: 4
Coding region: 51-788 (245 amino acids)
Biological process (GO): transmembrane transport
Cellular component (GO): membrane
Molecular function (GO): channel activity
Source: RefSeq, a predicted model, not a curated record